UGAUUGGGUCAAUGCCCUCAGUUUGUGUGGGAAUGAAACAAUUGCUCUGGUUGGUCACUGACUAGCGGAUCUACGCUCAGCGCUGGUUGGCUGGUGGUACUGCCACUCGUGUCCUAGUUACUAACCCAAUAUAAAUAAAGUCUGCAAGGCAAGCAAUUUUUGGUUCAGAUUCAGGAGAUAGUUAGAGAAAGAGAAGCAGUGUGAUCGCUGACUUGGAAGCUACCUUUAAGAAUGCAGUGUAAAAAAUACUAAUAUAUAUAUAUUCAUUUUGACAAGGCUAAAGUUCUCCGAAAUAAGUUAUAUUGCUUAAAAUGUGUAGCAACUUUAAGCAUAGGAUUUGCACAUUUAUAUAAAUUAUUUGACCAAUCAAAAUUCUAGUUCAAUUUAUGUUAUUUUAUUGUAAAUAAGUUUUGCUUCUAAGUGUUUUGUUUUUAAACCAUAGCCUUGAUUUUAAUUUGACGCUUAUUUUAUAAGUUAACUGUGAACUUGUUAACAAUAUUGAAGACUGGAAACAAGCGUCGUAUAUGAUUAAUUGGUAAAUCGUUGGCGUGUGUUUGGAGCCAGAAUGGAAUUCGAUCAAGUACUCGCUGAUUUUAGCCCCAGCAGCAGAAGGCCGGACUGUGUCACGGGGAUUUCUUCGCUAUCACUACCCGGGAUCGGAGCCAUGAGCUCGGCCUGCGUUAAAACUCUCUAUUCUCCGGAGCUUGCUGGCGUGCUGUCCCCUGUUGCCAAUCUGGCCCUCAACAUGAACAACCUAGCUGUCCUCGGAAGCCAGUGCGACACCCCGAAGAGACGAACCAAUGUCCCUCUCAAGAUGCCAUCCUUUGCCUCCGACACUUCCGAUGCAGGUCUGUGUCUGGAUUCUCCAAGCCCCAUAGACCCCAUUGAUUAUGAGGAAGCGUUUGAGAAAGCUAUCUUGGAGUCUGGCAAAGUGAUCAAAGAUAACAAGGUCCCUAUCAGAAGAAUAAACUCCCUCCCGAUGAGGUUGUUAGGCUCUAGCCCUGCUCUCAAAGGCAAAGAUUCUGAAUCCUCAGAUUUCGGAGUCUUCGGUGUUCAACGCGAUGAGGUCUCCAGAGGCAACAAGGAGAAUAUGCAGGAGGGGUUUGAGUUCAAGAAGCCGGCUUGCCCGGUGUCUCGCUGCCGGCUGCGCACCUUCAAUGGAGGAGAAGGCAAGGAGGCAUUUGCUCAACGGCCCAGUUCUGCCCCUGCUCUUAUGUUCUCGCCUCCCCCUGUGAAACAGAAAUGUCUCAUGGAUGACAACAGUCCCGUGCUCCUCCGGCGAUCCUCGUUAACCUGCUCCUUCAACGACGAGGAUGACGAUGGAUUCCUAGACAUUAUGGAUGACGAUGUAGAGAAUGAUGUGGAUGUGCCCACUGGAAUGGCCAGCCUGUUAACUGCUCCACUGGUUCGCAAGAAGGAGGAGGAGGAAGAAGCGGACUGUGUGCUGCUCAUCCACAGCCGUCCCCGCAGUCUGUUCCGCUCGCCCUCGCUGCCUUGCUCGGCCACACGACCGGCCUUGAAGAGGCCAGAGAGACCCCGAGAUGAGAACACCCCGGUGAAGAUCAAGAGAAGGAAGAGUCUGGCGGGGUCUGUGGCCAGGGAGGAAGACAAGGAGGAAGAUGCACAAGUGAAGUCUCAUUUUCUUCAGAGGUCCAAGUCCUUCUGUGAGAUUGAGUUGCUGUUGGACAAUGAUAUGAAGGAGCUGAUUGGAGAUUUCACCAAGCCCUUUGUUCUACCUACAGUGGACGGGAGGCACCAGGAUUUGAAGUACAUAACCUCUGAAAUGAUGGUGGCAGCUCUGAAUGGGGAGUUUGAUGAUCGGGUGGAACGCAUUGUGAUAAUAGAUUGCCGCUAUCCCUACGAGUUUGAAGGCGGGCACAUCAAGGGAGCUGUGAACCUGCACAUGGAGGAGCAGGUGGAGGAUUACUUGCUGAAGUGCCCCCUUACACUCUCCACCCCGGAGAAGCGCCUGGUGCUAGUCUUCCACUGCGAGUUCUCCUCUGAGCGUGGCCCGCGCAUGUGCCGUUUCGUGAGAGAGAAGGACAGGAUGAUGAACCUGUACCCAAACCUGCACUACCCCGAGCUCUACAUCCUCAAGGGUGGAUACAAAGAGUUCUUCCCCAAAUUCCAGAAUCAAUGCAGGCCGCAGAGCUACAGGCCGAUGCACCACGAGGACUUCAAGGAAGACCUGCGCAGGUUCCGUCUGAAGAGCCGCACCUGGGCGGGCGAGAGGAGCAAGAGGGACCUUUACAGCCGGCUCAAGAAGCUCUGAGUUUCAGAACCUUUAUUUAGCUUUGGAAUGUAAAUGGGUUGGGCUGGUUCCACCUAUGCACUACAGUUAAUGCUGCCCCCCAUCAUGGCAGACUGAUCUCUGGCUGAGGGUCAAUUUUAAGAAUUUCGGGGGUGGGGGUCGCGUCGCUUCACUUUGUUCAAGGAUCCCGAAGAAGUCAGUUUUGCUGCUGCAUUGCCUUCCUCCAAAGGGCACUACAGUGAUUCCUGAUCCAAUGAUUUUGCCACUUGUAAAUGAGGACCACCGUUCAUGGCAUACACGUUACUAGUGUCUUAUUUUGUCACAAACUCCAGGAUUUCCGCUGCCAAGUAUGAAAGGGCAGUGCGUGUGUGGAUAGUAAGCAGGAUCACAGCUUUGAAAACUACCUUGAUGAAAAUGCAGGAGAUCCCCAAAGAAAGGGUCUGUAUUCCACACUGCUGUGUGAUUGACUUGAACUCCUAUGCCUUGUAAACCGGAGGUGAGGAUACUUAAAGAAAAUUGACGACACUGCGAUGUCUCGUUCCCAGACAUGCCAGUUGAUCUGCUGUUAAGUGGCAUUUUCUUGUUCUCUGCAGUAUCUGACAUUACCUCAUUUGACUUGACUGGGUUGGAUUCCUAAGCCCCCUUUGUAUGAAACAUGACCACAUGAACCCUCCUACCGUUGCCUGCAUUUGUGUGGGAUAAAUGGGACCCAAGAUAUUGGAAACCUGUUUCUUUUGGGAUGACCCAGCCAGAGACACCUUAAGCUACAUGUUUCUGUAUCUGACAACACUACAUCCCAGCUGUGUUGUAGUUCAGUCUCUCUCGCUCUCUCCCCCAACUCUGAAGCCAUGCUCCAGGUGCCUGUGACUGCAUCUUGGUUACUUUCCAAUAGCCAUGCUUGACACAUACAUACACAACUAGCAGUGUUUUAUUUUAUGAAUCCCAAUUUUAAACUAACCAUUAUAAAAAUAAUUGACUAUGGAUAAACUGCAGUCUUGCAAGAUGGAACAAGCCCCAACAAGUCCCCUCCCCCAUAUAACCUCCGUUCCUAUUUGUCUGACUUCAAGCACUUGUUUUAAAUCGUCUUGUGUUCACUCAAGUUGCGGCUGGUUUGCAACAAUAUUGUGUGUGGUGUGUGGUUUUUUUUGUUUUUUAUUGCCCUUAACUUUUUUUUUUUUUUU
This is a messenger RNA of Acipenser ruthenus (sterlet), 3432 nucleotides long. Its product is annotated as M-phase inducer phosphatase 1-like. Lineage: Eukaryota; Metazoa; Chordata; Actinopteri; Acipenseriformes; Acipenseridae. Gene Ontology annotation, cellular component: nucleus; cytoplasm. The record is from RefSeq and is a predicted model, not a curated record. Gene Ontology annotation, biological process: positive regulation of G2/MI transition of meiotic cell cycle; protein dephosphorylation; G2/M transition of mitotic cell cycle. The transcript has 15 exons. Gene Ontology annotation, molecular function: protein tyrosine phosphatase activity. The coding region runs from base 566 to 2272 and encodes 568 amino acids.